Molecule: messenger RNA, 6844 nt
Organism: Drosophila takahashii
Lineage: Eukaryota; Metazoa; Arthropoda; Insecta; Diptera; Drosophilidae
Gene: PolE1
Product: DNA polymerase epsilon catalytic subunit 1
Biological process (GO): mitotic cell cycle; leading strand elongation; nucleotide-excision repair, DNA gap filling
Cellular component (GO): nucleus; epsilon DNA polymerase complex
Molecular function (GO): single-stranded DNA 3'-5' DNA exonuclease activity; zinc ion binding; DNA binding
Source: RefSeq, a predicted model, not a curated record
UUAUUUACAUUUAUUUGUUUUAAUUUCGCGAAAACAGCAAGGAAAUGGCAGACUCCGGCAAAGGCAAAGUGCUGCAAAACACGGGUAAAUUCGUGAGCGAGAACCGUGCCGAAGGAGACGACUUUUUCAAUGAGGCGGGCUACCGUCAGUCGCGGGAAAACGACAAAAUCGACUCGAAAUAUGGCUUCGAUCGGGUCAAGGACAGUCAGGAGCGCACGGGCUACCUCAUCAACAUGCACUCGAACGAGGUCUUGGAUGAGGACAGGCGCCUCAUCGCCGCCUUGGAUCUCUUCUUCAUCCAGAUGGAUGGUUCCCGCUUCAAGUGCACAGUGGCCUAUCAGCCUUAUUUGCUCGUCCGCCCGGAGGACAAUAUGCACCUGGAGGUGGCUCGAUUCCUGGGUCGCAAGUAUUCCGGCCAGAUUUCCAGUCUGGAGCACAUAACCAAAGAGGAUCUCGAUCUGCCAAAUCAUCUUUCGGGGCUGCAGCAGCAGUACAUCAAGCUAUCCUUCCUCAAUCAAACGGCCAUGACAAAAGUGAGGAGGGAACUCAUGUCCGCCGUAAGGAGAAAUCAGGAGCGCCAGAAAUCCAACACCUACUACAUGCAAAUGCUGGCCAGUUCGUUGGCCCAAUCCGCCGCGGGAUCCGAGGAUGCCACGUUGGCCAAGCGGCAGCAGGACUACAUGGACUGCAUCGUGGACAUCCGGGAGCACGAUGUGCCCUAUCACGUGAGGGUCUCCAUAGAUCUGCGCAUCUUCUGCGGUCAGUGGUAUAAUAUUAGGUGUAGAAGUGGCGUGGAGCUGCCCAUUAUCACCUGCCGACCGGACAUCCUGGACAGACCCGAACCCGUGGUCCUGGCCUUCGACAUAGAGACCACCAAGCUGCCGCUCAAGUUUCCCGAUGCCCAAACCGAUCAGGUUAUGAUGAUCUCCUACAUGAUCGAUGGUCAGGGCUAUCUGAUAACCAAUCGGGAGAUCAUCUCCUCCAAUGUGGACGACUUUGAGUACACCCCGAAGCCGGAAUUCGAGGGAAACUUUAUAGUUUUCAACGAGGAGAACGAGAUGCAGCUGCUGCAGCGAUUCUUUGAUCACAUAAUGGAGGUGCGACCGCAUAUAAUAGUCACUUAUAAUGGUGACUUCUUCGACUGGCCCUUUGUGGAGACCCGUGCCGCUGUCUAUGAUCUGGAUAUGAAGCAGGAGAUUGGCUUCUCCAAGUUUCGGGAGGGCAACUACUUGAGUCGUCCCUCCAUACACAUGGAUUGCCUGUGCUGGGUGAAGAGAGAUUCGUAUUUGCCAGUGGGUUCGCAAGGUUUAAAGGCGGUGGCCAAGGCUAAACUGCGCUACGAUCCCGUGGAACUGGAUCCCGAGGACAUGUGCCGCAUGGCCGUGGAGCAGCCCCAAGUGCUGGCCAAUUACUCCGUCUCCGAUGCGGUGGCUACAUAUUAUCUCUACAUGAAGUAUGUGCAUCCUUUUAUCUUCGCCUUGAACACGAUUAUUCCCAUGGAACCGGAUGAGAUUUUGCGAAAGGGUUCAGGGACUCUCUGCGAAACUCUGCUGAUGGUGGAGGCCUAUCACGCGCAGAUUGUCUAUCCCAACAAGCAUCAAAGCGAGCUGAACAAGCUGUCGAAUGAGGGGCAUGUUUUGGACUCGGAAACUUACGUUGGCGGCCAUGUGGAGGCCUUGGAAUCGGGCGUCUUUCGGGCGGAUAUACCCUGUCGCUUUCGUCUGGAUCCCGCGAUGGUUAAGCAACUGCAGGAGCAGGUGGAUGCCGUUCUGCGCCACGCCAUCGAAGUGGAGGAGGGCAUUCCGCUGGAAAAAGUGCUAAAUCUGGAUGAAGUGCGUCAGGAGAUUGUGCAGGGAUUGCAGGGACUGCACGAUAUACCCAAUCGGCUGGAGCAGCCGGUCAUCUAUCACCUGGAUGUGGGUGCCAUGUACCCGAAUAUCAUACUCACCAAUCGCCUGCAGCCCUCGGCGAUGGUCAGUGACUUGGAUUGCGCUGCCUGCGAUUUUAAUAAGCCAGGAGUUCGCUGCAAACGCUCCAUGGAUUGGCUGUGGCGCGGUGAAAUGCUGCCGGCGUCGAGGAACGAGUUCCAGCGCAUCCAGCAGCAGCUGGAGACGGAGAAGUUCCCGCCCCUCUUCCCGGGCGGCCCGCAGCGCGCCUUUCACGAGCUCUCCAAGGAGGAUCAGGCGGCGUACGAGAAGAAGCGACUGACGGAUUACUGCCGGAAGGCCUACAAGAAGACCAAGCUGACCAAACUGGAGACCCGCAAUUCGACCAUCUGUCAGAAGGAGAACAGCUUCUAUGUGGACACGGUGCGGGCGUUUCGAGAUCGUAGGUAUGAAUACAAAGGCCUCACCAAAGUGGCCAAGGCUUCGGUGAAUGCUGCAGUGGCUUCUGGUGAUGCGGCGGAGAUCAAGGCUGCCAAGGGAAGAGAGGUGCUUUAUGACUCCCUGCAGUUGGCCCACAAGUGCAUCCUGAACUCGUUCUACGGCUAUGUGAUGCGACGCGGAGCCCGCUGGCAUUCCAUGCCCAUGGCAGGAAUUGUUUGUCUCACCGGCUCGAAUAUCAUCACCAAGGCCAGGGAAAUCAUCGAGCGAGUGGGUCGUCCUUUGGAGCUAGACACCGAUGGUAUUUGGUGCAUAUUACCGGGGUCUUUCCCCCAGGAAUUCACCAUCCAAACGAGCCAUGAAAAGAAAAAGAAGAUCAACAUUUCCUACCCAAAUGCAGUACUCAACACGAUGGUCAAAGAUCACUUUACCAACGAUCAGUAUCAUGAGUUGAGGAAAGACAAGGAGAAUAACUUACCCAAGUACGAUAUACGCGAUGAGAACUCGAUUUUCUUCGAGGUAGAUGGACCCUACUUGGCCAUGGUUUUGCCGGCGGCUAAAGAAGAGGGCAAGAAGCUGAAGAAACGCUAUGCCGUCUUCAAUUUCGAUGGCUCACUGGCCGAACUCAAGGGUUUCGAGGUGAAGCGACGCGGCGAACUGCAGCUGAUCAAGAAUUUCCAGAGCUCCGUCUUCGAGGCUUUCCUGGCGGGCAGUACUUUGGAGGAAUGCUAUGCUUCGGUGGCCAAGGUGGCGGACUAUUGGCUGGAUGUGCUCUACAGUAGAGGUUCCAAUCUCCCAGACUCUGAGCUCUUUGAAUUGAUUUCCGAGAACAAGAGCAUGUCCAAGAAGCUGGAGGAAUAUGGCGCACAGAAGAGCACCUCCAUAUCGACGGCCAAACGAUUGGCCGAGUUUCUGGGCGAGCAGAUGGUCAAGGAUGCGGGUCUCGCCUGCAAGUACAUCAUCUCGAAGAAACCCGAAGGAGCUCCGGUCACCGAGAGAGCCAUUCCGCUGGCCAUUUUCCAAUCCGAACCGAGUGUAAGGCGUCAUCAUUUGCGUCGCUGGCUGAAGGAUAACACGAUGGGCGAUGCGGAUAUACGGGAUGUGCUCGAUUGGAACUAUUACAUUGAGAGAUUAGGCGGCACCAUCCAGAAGAUUAUCACCAUUCCGGCGGCGCUGCAGGGUCUCGCGAAUCCAGUGCCCCGCGUGCAGCAUCCCGACUGGUUGCACAAGAAGAUGCUGGAGAAGAACGAUGUGCUGAAGCAGCGGCGCAUCAACGAAAUGUUUACCAGCAGGCCGAAGCCGAAACCGCUGGAGAGAUCGGAGGAUAAGCUGGCGGAUAUGGAGGAUUUGGCGGGCAGAGAUGGUGGCGAGGAUGCUGCAGGUCGUCCUAUUGUUACCAAGAGGAAGAGGGUUCAGCUGGAGGAGAAUGAUGGAGGCCAAGAGGAGAGGGAGGCAGCCACCACUUGGCGUCAGGCGCUGGGAGCUCCGCCAGCCAUUGGAGACAGCCGGAAGACCAUUGUGGAGUGGGUGAGAUUCCAGAAGAAGAAGUGGCAAUGGCAGCAGGAUCAGCGACAGCGGAAUCGCCAGGCGAGCAAGAGGACGAGGGGAGAGGAUCCUCCAGUGGCAAGACCCACAGGAUCCACUGCCACUCUAGGAGGCUUCCUGAGGCGGGCACAACGCACGCUGCUCGAUCAACCUUGGCAGAUUGUGCAACUAGUGCCCGUGGAUGACCUCGGGCACUUUACCGUGUGGGCCUUGAUUGGCGAGGAGCUACACAGGAUCAAGUUGACAGUGCCCAGGAUUUUCUAUGUCAACCAGCGGAGUGCUGCUCCCCCGGAGGAGGGUCAAUUGUGGCGCAAAGUUAACCGAGUUCUCCCUCGAUCUCGUCCUGUUUUCAAUCUCUACAGGUACAGUGUGCCCGAGCAGCUGUUCAGGGAUAACUCACUAGGAAUGCUGGCGGAUUUGGCCACGCCAGACAUCGAGGGUAUUUACGAGACCCAAAUGACUCUCGAAUUCCGAGCCCUCAUGGACAUGGGCUGCAUUUGUGGCGUUCAACGGGAGGAGGCACGUCGUCUGGCCCAAUUGGCCACCAAGGAUCUGGAGACCUUUAGCAUCGAGCAGCUGGAGCAGCGGCCGCAGACGCAGGUAAAGUACCUGGCGAGUGCUAACCACCGGAUGCGCAAGAUCUACCUGUAUCAGCACAAUACACCGACGGCGAGGAAGGAGAUUUGGUCCCUGAUUUUGAUGCCCAGCAAGAAGGGUUACAUCUUUGCCUUGGACACGGUGCGUGCCAAUCAGAUGCCGAAUAUGAGGCAACUUUAUGCCGCCGAACGUUUGGCUUUGCUGAAGAAUCUGACGGUUGAGGAGCAGGACAAGAUUCCCGUGGAGGAUUACAACUUUGAGGUGCUCAUCGAGGUGGAUGUUAAGCAGAUUUACCGGCACAUUCAGCGGGCUUUGACCUCCUACAAGCAGGAGCACCAGGGACCUACGAUUCUGUGUCUACAAACUGCUCUGGAGGCGCGCAAACUCAGCCUGGCCAUGCCCAUUCUCCUCGAGUUUCCCCAGGCGCAGAUUCACAUCUCCGAUGACGCCAGCUUGCUUUCUGGAUUGGAUUGGCAGCGUCAGGGUUCCCGAGCGGUGAUUCGUCACUUUCUGAACCUCAACAACGUGCUCGAUUUGAUGCUGGAUCAGUGUCGCUACUUCCAUGUGCCCAUUGGCAACAUGCCGCCGGAUACGGUGCUCUUUGGAGCGGAUUUGUUCUUCGCCCGCCUGCUGCAAAGGCACAACUUUGUGUUGUGGUGGUCGGCGAGCACCAGGCCGGAUUUGGGUGGCCGCGAGGCGGAUGACAGUCGGCUGCUGGCGGAAUUCGAGGAGAGCAUCAGUGUGGUGCAGAACAAGGCGGGCUUCUAUCCGGAUGUUUGCGUGGAACUGGCUUUGGAUAGCCUGGCGGUGAGUGCUUUGCUUCAAUCGACCAGGAUUCAGGAGAUGGAGGGCGCCUCCUCGGCUAUUACCUUUGAUGUAAUGCCGCAGGCCUCGCUGGAGGAAAUGAUUGGCACCGUGCCGGCGGCCACUUUGCCGAGCUACGAUGAAACGGCACUCUGCUCGGCCGCCUUUCGCGUGAUGCGCUCCAUGGUGAAUGGCUGGUUGCGUGAGGUGUCCAUCAACAGGAACAUCUUUUCUGAUUUCCAGAUUGUUCACUUCUAUCGGUGGGUGCGCUCCAGCAAUGCUUUGUUAUAUGAUCCCGCUUUGAGGAGAUCUCUGAACAAUUUGAUGAGGAAAAUGUUCCUUCGGAUCAUCGCAGAGUUUAAGAGAUUGGGCGCCACGAUUGUUUAUGCGGAUUUCAAUAGGAUUAUCUUGAGUUCCGGCAAGAAAUCGGUGUCCGAUGCUCUCGGAUAUGUGGACUAUAUAGUGCAGAGUCUGCGCAACAAGGAGAUGUUCCACUCCAUUCAGCUGAGCUUCGAGCAGUGCUGGAACUUUAUGCUCUGGAUGGAUCAGGCUAAUUUCUCGGGCAUCCGGGGAAAGCUGCCCAAGGGAAUCGACGAGACGGUGUCCUCUAUAGUUUCCACUACCAUGCGAAGGGAUACGGAAGACGAGGAGGAGAAGGAUGAUGAAGAAGAGGAUGUGGAAAACCAAGAUCCAAUUGAGAGCAACGAGCAAGAGCAGGAUCAGGAGGAUGAGCUGUCGCUGGAGCUCAAUUGGACAAUAGGAGAGCACCUGCCCGAUGAAAACGAGUGCCGCGAAAAGUUCGAAAACCUAUUGACCCUCUUCAUGCAAUCCCUGGCCGAAAGGAAGACCACCGAGCAGGCCAUCAAGGACAUUUCCCACUGCGCCUUUGACUUUAUCCUGAAGCUGCACAAGAACUACGGCAAGGGCAAGUCGAGUCCGGGAUUGGAACUCAUUCGCACUUUAAUUAAGGCGCUAAGUGUGGACAAAACACUGGCCGAGCAGAUCAACGAGCUGCGCAGGAAUAUGCUGCGUUUGGUGGGUAUUGGUGAGUUCUCCGACUUGGCCGAUUGGGAGGAUCCCUGCGACAGUCACAUCAUCAACGAGGUCAUCUGCAAGGCCUGCAAUCAUUGUAGGGAUCUGGAUCUCUGCAAGGACAAGCAUCACGCCAUGAAGGAUGGAGUACCCGUUUGGCUGUGUGCCCAGUGCUAUGUGGCCUAUGACAACGAGGAGAUCGAGAUGAGGAUGCUGGAUGCCCUGCAGCGCAAGAUGAUGUCCUAUGUGCUGCAGGAUCUGCGCUGUUCGCGCUGCAGCGAGAUCAAGCGCGAGAAUCUGGCCGAGUUCUGCACCUGCGCCGGUAGCUUUGUGCCCCUCAUCAGCGGCAAGGACAUCCAAACGCUGCUGGGCACAUUCAGCAAGGUGGCCGCCAACCACAAGAUGCAGUUGCUCCAGCAGACUGUUCAUCAGGCACUAACAACGCCGCGUUAAAGUUGUUUGACAACUUUAAGGUUGUUAUUUUGUAGAUCAUAGUGGUAAUUGUAAGCUUCGCUUCUAAAUAAAAUAUAAUUUUAAUGAAA